Messenger RNA from Esox lucius (northern pike), 3768 nucleotides. RefSeq names its product charged multivesicular body protein 5a (gene chmp5a). The coding region runs from base 124 to 786 and encodes 220 amino acids. Gene Ontology annotation, cellular component: multivesicular body. Lineage: Eukaryota; Metazoa; Chordata; Actinopteri; Esociformes; Esocidae. Gene Ontology annotation, biological process: vesicle budding from membrane; late endosome to vacuole transport via multivesicular body sorting pathway. The transcript has 8 exons. The record is from RefSeq and is a predicted model, not a curated record.
UUGUGCAGGUAUGGCACUUCCGGGUGUCUUCAGAUGUGGUUGGGGAGUGGGUUGUAGACAGUUAGGUGCUCAUUGUUUUUCUGACAAGUUAAAAGGAAUUGAAGAGUUCUACUUAUUGUUAAAAUGAACCGAAUAUUUGGUCGCGGAAAACCUAAAGCACCUCCGCCUAAUCUGUCGGACUGCAUAGGAAAUGUGGAUGCCAGGGCAGAGUCAAUUGACAAGAAGAUCUCCCGUCUGGAUGCUGAACUGAUGAAGUAUAAAGACCAGAUGAAGAAAAUGAGAGAAGGACCCGCUAAGAACAUGGUGAAACAAAAAGCUAUGAGGGUUCUGAAGCAAAAGAGACAAUAUGAAGGUCAGAGAGACCAGUUGGCUCAGCAGUCCUUUAAUAUGGAACAGGCAAACUACACCAUACAAUCACUGAAGGACACCAAGACUACAGUAGAGGCGAUGAAGAUCGGAGCCAAAGAGAUGAAGAGAGCUUACAAGGACGUCAAGAUUGAUCAGAUAGAAGACCUACAGGACCAGCUGGAGGAUAUGAUGGAGGACGCUAACGAAGUCCAGGAGUCUCUGAGUCGCAGCUAUGGAACACCGGACAUAGAUGAAGAUGACCUGGAAGCAGAGCUGGAUGCCCUGGGGGAUGAGUUAUUACUGGAUGAUGACAGUUCUUACCUGGAUGAGGCUUCCUCUGCCCCCUCCAUCCCAGAGGGCAUGCCCAGCGAGAGCAAGACCAACAAGGAUGGUGUUCUGGUGGAUGAGUUUGGUCUACCACAGAUCCCUGCUAGUUAGACCUGGAAAAGAAAAACAACUGCUGCACUCAGAACAAGAACCCUUUUAUAUUUAGAGUGACAUUUAUGCAUUACAACAGUAUGAGAAGAUCACUGCAGUAUUACCAUUAGAGUAGUACUGUAGUGUUGAUGCUGUAUUGGUAUGGAGUUUUUACCACUACAAUGCUAUCAUGUGGGCUCGUGAGAUGCCAGAAACCCAGCUUCCUCACAGAUCUGUCUGGGUGAUUUCCAGCGUCAUUGUUCAUUGUCAACACAAAUCUUCGACAUGACCAUGUUUGAGAGUUGACAUGAUAGCACCAUCAGGCUAACAUAAUAACAUAUUGCCAGUUAGUAUUGUCCUGUACAGUGUUAAUAAGCUUGUUCUACAUCAGUGUUGUGUAUGAUGGCUGAACCGAACCCUCGGGUCGCAAUGUUAACAUUUAGCUACUAACUCAUCAAGUCUGGGUUGGCUUGCUGUCUGCCUGUAAAAUGUCUGUUGGUUAUUUCAAAUGAAUAUAAAAAAUUCUGCAUUUUGAAGGACUGAUAGAUGUUUUUUAUCAUGUUUUAACCAAGGUUUACUACAAUCUUCUGAAAAUAAUUUAGCUUGAUUUUCUCUUUUUUGUCUAUUCUUGUGUUUGAUCAAUUGCAUUUUUUGGUCGGAUUAGAAGUAAUACAGCGGGCUGUCUGGCUGUCUGGUGGUGUACUCUGCUGGCUGUCUGGUGGUCUACUCUGCCGGCUGUCUGGUGGUCUAUUCUGCCGGCUGUCUGGUGGUCUAGUCGGCUGUCUGGCUGUCUACUCUGCCGGCUGUCUGAUGGUCUAGUCGGCUGUCUGGUGGUCUACUCUGCCGGCUUUCUGGUGGUCUACUCUGCCGGCUGUCUGGUGGUCUAGUCGGCUGUCUGGUGGUCUACUCUGCCGGCUGUCUGGUGGUCUAUUCGGCUGUCUAGCUGUCUGGUGGUCUACUCUGCCGGCUGUCUGGUGGUCUACUCUGCCGGCUGUCUGGUGGUCUACUCUGCCGGCUGGAUGUCUGGUGGUCGACCCUGCCGGCUGGAUGUCUGGUGGUCUACUCUGCCGGCUGGAUGUCUGGUGGUCUACUCUGCCGGCUGUCUGGUGGUCUACUCUGCCGGGUGUCUGGUGGUCUACUCUGCUGGCUGUCUGGUAGUCUAGUCGGCUGUCUGGUGGUCUAGUCGGCUGUCUGGUGGUCUAGUUGGCUGUCUGGUGUUCUACUCUGCCGGCUGUCUGGUGUUCUACUCUGCCGGCUGUCUGGUGUUCUACUCUGCCGGCUGUCUGGUGGUCUAGUCGGCUGUCUGGUGGUUUACUCUGCCGGCUGUCUGGUGGUCUACUCUGCCGGCUGUCUGGUGGUCUACUCUGCCGGUUGUCUGGUGGUCUAGUUGGCUGUCUGGUGGUCUACUCUGCCGGCUGUCUGGUGGUCUACUCUGCCGGGUGUCUGGUGGUCUAGUCUACUGUCUGGCUGUCUGGUGGUCUAGUCGGCUGUCUGGUGGUCUACUCUGCUGGGUGUCUGGUGGUCUAGUCUACAGUCUGGCUGUCUGGUGGUCUAGUCGGCUGUCCGGUGGUCUACUCUGCCGGCUGUCUGGUGGUCUAGUCGGCUGUCUGGUGGUCUAGUCGGCUGUCCGGUGGUCUACUCUGCCGGCUGUCUGGUGGUCUAGUCAGCUGUCUGGUGGUCUAGUCGGCUAGCUGGCUGUCUGGUGGUCUAGUCGGCUAGCUGGCUGUCUGGUGGUCUUGUCUGGUGGUCUAGUCGGCUGUCUGGCUGUCUGGUGGUCUACUCUGCCGGCUGUCUGGUGAUCUAGUCGGCUAGCUGGCUGUCUGGUGGUCUUGUCUGGUGAUCUAGUCGGCUGUCUGGCUGUCUGGUGGUCUACUCUGCCGGCAGUCUGGUGAUCUAGUAGACGUAGGGGAGACCAGGGACAACCAGACAGCCACCAGAGUAAACCACCAGACAGCCAGACAGGGCCCAACAGGCAGCAAAUAAAGACAACAUCUUUACAUAACAUCUUCACAUAAGGACAGCGUCUUUAAAUAACAACAUCAUUUCAUAAGGACAAUAUCUUUUCGUAAGGACAACAUCUUUACAUAACAACAGCUUAAGAUAAGGACAACAUCUUUAUAUAACAACAUCUUUUCAUAAGGACAAUAUCUUUUCAUAAGGACAACAUCUUUACGUAAGGACAACAUCUUUACAUAACAACAGCUUAAGAUAAGGACAACAUCUUUAUAUAACAACAUCUUUUCAUAAGGACAAUAUCUUUUCAUAAGGACAACAUCUUUACGUAAGGACAACAUCUUUACAUAACAACAGCUUAAGAUAAGGACAACAUCUUUAUAUAACAACAUCUUUUCAUAAGGACAAUAUCUUUUCAUAAGGACAACAUCUUUACGUAAGGACAACAUCUUUACAUAACAACAGCUUAAGAUAAGGACAACAUCCUUUAUAUAACAACAUCUUUUCAUAAGGACAAUAUCUUUUCAUAAGGACAACAUCUUUACGUAAGGACAACAUCUUUACAUAACAACAGCUUAAGAUAAGGACAACAUCUUUAUAUAACAACAUCUUUUCAUAAGGACAAUAUCUUUUCAUAAGGACAACAUCUUUACGUAAGGACAACAUCUUUACAUAACAACAGCUGAACAUAAGGACAAUAUAUUUACGUAAGGACAACAUCUUUAAAUAACAUCAUCUUUACAUAAGGACAACAUCUUUACAUAACAUCUUUACAUAAAGACAACAUCUUACAUUAGAACAGUGAUGCUGAUGUGGGGGGGGGCCACCAGGAACGUUGUCCCGGGCCCAGGCUUGGGGGACCCAUUUAGCAGUCUCAAAUAAAAUUGCUUAUUAGUCACUCUGUGUUAGUAUUCAGUACUUGUGUGUCUAUGCGCAGACAGAUGUAAGCUAUUUACAUGCAGACAUAGCUUGUUUAAGAUCAGUUGCAAGUGAUUUGAAUGUGGCCUAGCUAUGAAUUAAAAUAUUACACAAUAAAACUUUUUUGACCUA